Messenger RNA from Funneliformis geosporum, 234 nucleotides. Lineage: Eukaryota; Fungi; Glomeromycota; Glomeromycetes; Glomerales; Glomeraceae. The record is from the annotation of a GenBank genome assembly.
AUGACACAUGCAGGAGGAAAAGCGCUGCAUCCAUUAACUCCAUGGUUUGAAGUACUUCACAAUGAAAAAGCAAAUAAAAAUAAUAAGAAAGCUCUUUGUUUAUCUUGUAUUAGAUAUGUAAGACGAGACUUCUUAUUAAAAGAUGAAAAUAAUAAAAUUACAAAUAUUCAACGUUAUUGUUACAAACAUCUUCAAACUUGUCAAAAUUUUAUGACUGAACAUGGACUAAACGAA